AUGGAAAUUAGCCAUCAGGGCAGCCAGAAGGGACUAGUUCACAAUCGUCUCCAUAAAGAUGCUGAGUGGCAAUGUGCUUAUACUAUUCUGCGUGGAGCUGAUUCUGGACCCUUGCCAGAGUGGGCAAUUGGGCAAAAGUCAUCCGGGAAGGCGCUGUUUAACCUGAGUUGCAGCCAUCUAAAUCUUGCUGAAAAGGAAUAUUUUGGAUUAGAAUUCUGUAGCCAUUCUGGAAAUAAUGUCUGGUUGGAACUUCUAAAGCCCAUUACAAAGCAAGUAAAAAAUCCUAAGGAGGUUGUUUUCAAAUUUAUGGUGAAAUUUUUCCCAGUGGACCCUGGACAUCUGCGAGAAGAGCUUACAAGGUAUCUUUUUACUCUUCAAAUAAAGAAGGAUUUGGCACUAGGAAGGCUGCCAUGCAGUGACAACUGUACAGCGUUGAUGAUAUCUCACAUCUUACAAUCAGAACUGGGAGACUUCCAUGAAGAAACAGAUAGGAAACAUCUGGCACGAACCCGGUACUUACCGAACCAAGACUGUUUAGAGAGCAAGAUCAUGCACUUUCAUCAGAAGCACAUUGGCAGGAGCCCAGCUGAAUCUGACAUUCUGCUACUGGACAUAGCGAGGAAGCUUGAUAUGUACGGCAUCAGGCCUCACCCCGCCAGUGAUGGCGAAGGGAUGCAGAUCCACCUGGCUGUUGCACACAUGGGAGUACUGGUGUUACGGGGAAAUACAAAGAUCAAUACUUUCAACUGGGCUAAAAUCCGCAAAUUGAGUUUUAAGAGAAAGCAUUUUCUCAUCAAGCUUCACGCCAACCUCUUGGUGUUGUGCAAGGACACCUUGGAAUUCACCAUGGCCAGCCGAGAUGCCUGCAAGGCUUUCUGGAAGACUUGUGUGGAGUACCAUGCUUUCUUCAGACUUUCUGAAGAGCCCAAAUCAAAGCCCAAAACCCUACUCUGCAGCAAAGGUUCUAGCUUCCGCUAUAGUGGAAGAACCCAAAGGCAACUUUUGGAAUAUGGAAAAAAAGGCAGGUUGAAGAGCUUGCCGUUUGAAAGGAAACAUUAUCCAUCUCAGUACCAUGAACGACAGUGCAGGUCCUCACCAGACCUCCUCUCUGAUGUGUCAAAACAAGUGGAAGAUUUGAGACUAGCAUAUGGCAGUGGGUACUAUCGAAACGUGAGUGGAGUGCACGCAUCUGAGCCUGUGCUAGACAGUAGGAGGAGAAACUCUGCAGUGGAAGUGACGUUUGCAGCCAAGCUGGAGCGGUCCAAACCAGAGGCAGAUCCCACACCAUUACAUCAGUCCCAAAGCAGUUCCUCUUUCUCUUUUAUUUAUACAGACCCUGUCUUUAGCGCUGACCCCGAUCCUGACACUGAUCCCAGAGACUACUUGGAGGAAAGGAGUCCUCUAAGCUCCUUCCAAACAAGCUGUAAGUUUGCUGACAAUCACAUGAGCACAUCUUCUGGCCUGACAAGCAAAGUGACUCCAGCAAGGCAGCUAACUUACACAGAUGUGCCCUAUAUCCCUUGUACUGGUCAGCAGGUUGAUAUUAUGCCUCCUCAAGUCUUUUUUUAUGUGGACAGACCACCCCAGGUGCCCCGAAGGUCUCCAAUCAUGGCAGAGGAAAGGGAAAGGCCAGACAGGUGUCUAGAGCCCACUGCAAUGAAGCCAGCCAAAAAAAGCCCAAGGAAUAUCAGAAUGAAGAGCUUUCAGCAAGACUUUCAAGAACUCCAAGAAGCUAUGGCCAGGACUAGUGGUAGAAGCAACAUCAAUGUAGAUCUAGAAGAGGAAGACCCAAAUUUAGAAGAUGCAUUUGCAUAUAACAUUCAAGAGCAAACCCCUAAACGAUCCCAGAGCCAAUCAGACAUGAAAACUAUCCGUUUUCCUUUUGGGUCAGAAUUUAGACCCUUAGGGCCUUGUCCUGCUCUGAGUCGUAAAGCUGACCUGUUUACGUAUAUGUUUGCAGAGCAAGAGUUUCCAACAGUUCCAAUGGAUCGGGGAGCAGCAGAAAGAUAUGUAGCUAGUGAAUCCAGUGAUUCUGAAUCAGAGAUUCUUAAACCAGACUACUACUCUUUGUAUGGCAAAGGAAUAAGGUCACCCAGGGCCAGAAUCCGCUUGUCUUCUGGUAGUCUACAGCUAGAUGAAGAAGAUGAAGAUGUUUCUUUCAAUACACCAACUGCUGAAGACAGGACUUUGCCAAAACCAUGUAAUUACUUUUUAACUUAAAGGUGUGAACUCUGUGAACAUUUCUGGGCCAGUUCCACGUUACCAACUUAGGUAAAAAAAAUAAGGAACCUUCCGCAUAAACCAUUUCUUUUAGUUACUAUUCAUUGGUAUUAAGGGAAUCUUCUAAGUUUUGGCACCUAGCUUAUGAAAGAUCCAACUGCUGCCUCAUUCCUCAAGCUCCACUCUUUUAUUCCCUCUGAAGGGACUCUGGAACACGCCCUCUCCUCACCAGCACUGUGGCGGGGUGAGGUGGGUAUUUGUCAUCUCCAUUAUACAUUUCCCCAUAGAGACACUAUAAAUGAAGGUCAGGCUCUUCAACACUGAAGAAUGGUGACAGUGUGGGUUGGCAUAUAAAAUUGGCUUCUGAUGUCAUUUAGUGAUUUAGUAGAUUGUGACUGUGUUGGUCAUUUUGUUCUUGAACAAUACUAUGACUAAAGGUUUUAGUCCUCAUUAUUUGUGUGGGGCCCAGUAAAAAUGGUUCUGUUAUAUGUUAAAAGACUUUAAUUUUUAUAACAUAUAUUAGGGGGAGCAUGGCCCUCCUAUGCCUCAGGAAUGAGAUGGUGGCACAGAUCCUCUCAACAGAACACAAGUUUAUAAUUCAUCUAGGAACUGGCAGAAUUCUAAACCUUGAAAAUUCAUGAAUUAAUCAACUUCUAAAGCCAAAUAUAUGCCUGAUGAAGAUAUUAUGAUGUUUGACUUAUUACUUCUCUAUCCUUAACUAUCUAUUAUACGUAGUGAAGGAUAAAAGUUAACAUGUUGGUUUAUCUAAUCUCUCCUGCAAGAAUUGAUUUUUUGCUUGUUGCAUGUAUGUAAUGUAGGCAAGGAAAUGAGAUGAAUAGUAUUUUAAUAAAGAGUGAUGGAAAUCCAUUUAU
Diceros bicornis minor is the source of this 3092-nucleotide messenger RNA. It is a transcript of the gene FRMD7, whose product is annotated as FERM domain containing 7. The record is from RefSeq and is a predicted model, not a curated record. The coding region runs from base 1 to 2220 and encodes 739 amino acids. Gene Ontology annotation, molecular function: guanyl-nucleotide exchange factor activity. The transcript is spliced from 12 exons. Lineage: Eukaryota; Metazoa; Chordata; Mammalia; Perissodactyla; Rhinocerotidae. Gene Ontology annotation, cellular component: cytoskeleton.